Ananas comosus (pineapple) is the source of this 579-nucleotide messenger RNA. RefSeq lists its product as uncharacterized. Lineage: Eukaryota; Viridiplantae; Streptophyta; Magnoliopsida; Poales; Bromeliaceae. The transcript has 4 exons. The record is from RefSeq and is a predicted model, not a curated record. Bases 1 to 450 code for a protein of 149 amino acids.
AUGGGUAAAAAUAAUAAAAAGGAAAUAGCUAAUGGCGCAAAAUUGGUAGCACCAAGUGAGGGAGAGAAGGAGUUUUUUCUUCUUCUCCUCUCUCUCUCUCUAGCUGGGUUCUUACGCACAGUGGAGCUCAGGUGGACUUUGGUUUUGGUCGUCGACGUCGUACCGCGGAGCCGUUCGAGCACACUUUCGACGUCGUGUUGCUGCGAGGAGGUCGGGCGAGUGCGGCUUUUCGCCAUCCUUGACGUCGUGCUGAUUCUAGGUGCUACUGCUGCAGAUUUCUGCGUCGACUGUCGGUAUUUUGGCUCGUACGCGACGUUGGAGCAUCGGAUCGCGACAAAACUUGGUUCGCUAGAUUCAGGACUUCGAGAGGAAUCCACGAAGCCCUUACUUGCUGGAUUUGGUGAAGAGCGUAGAGUUAGCUCGAUUCUAGACUCGGCGGAUUUCGGUUGAUCCAGCAGGUCGCUCUACACCUGAGAGAGUCCUUCGCUGCCAGGGAUUAGCUUUGAGGUGGGUUUACAUCGGUUUUACUCCUAAGUUCAUAAUCGUCGACAUGUAUAGAUAUCGAUUUUGGAUAAUCUA